AUGGGGUGCGUUAGAAGUAAGGAAAGCAAAGAUCCAGCUAUGAAAUAUGGAACCCCAAGCAGUACAGAGAAUAUUAAUAUAAAUGUGGGUCGUUUGGGAUCAGAACUUAGCCUAGAGUGCCAGUCAUCUUCCGUAAGGGGAUCAACUGUUAAUUUCUCCAGUUAUUCCACGGAACCAUAUGGAGGUGCUUCCUAUUCAUCUGUGUUAAGUCCAGAUUCGGCUGGCCAAGCAGAUGAUGUUUCUCUGUUUGUGGCCUUAUAUGACUAUGAAGCUAGAACUGCAGAAGAUCUUGGUUUUAGGAAGAAUGAAAUCAUUGAAGUCAUCAGUAAAAUGGAAGGAGACUGGUGGGAAGCAAGAGCCGUAGCGACAGGAAAGACUGGCUUCAUCCCUAGCAAUUUCGUAGCUCCCGUCCACUCCAUUCAGGCCGAAGACUGGUUUUUCGGCAAACUGAGCAGAAAAGAUGCCGAGAGACUCCUUCUGUCUCCUGGGAGGCCACGAGGUAUGUUCUUAGUAAGAGAAAGUGAAACCACCAAAGGAGCCUUUUCCCUUUCUGUUCAGGACUGGGAUGAGGUCAAGGGGGACCACGUCAAACACUACAAAAUUCGGAAAGUGGACAAUGGGGGAUACUAUAUCAACACCAGAGCACAGUUUGACACUUUGAAGAAACUAGUCGAAUACUACAGAGACUGUGAAGAUGGCUUGUGCCAUGUGUUAAGCACUGUGUGUCCUCCGGUGAAACCUCAGACUCCAGGUCUGGCCAAAGACGCUUGGGAAAUUCCUAGAGAAUCUUUAAAGCUAGAAGUGAAGCUAGGACAAGGCUAUUUCGGUGAAGUAUGGAUGGGAACAUGGAAUGGGAAGAUAAAAGUGGCCAUCAAAACACUAAAGCCUGGUACCAUGAUGCCGCAAGCUUUCCUUCAGGAAGCCGAGAUCAUGAAGAAACUAAGACAUGAUAAACUGGUCCCAUUAUAUGCUGUUGUUUCCGAGGAACCCAUUUAUAUUGUCACGGAAUGGAUGACAAAAGGAAGCUUAUUGGAUUUCCUCAAGAAAGGAGAAGGAAAGCACUUGAAGUUCCCACAACUGAUCGAUAUAGCAGCCCAGGUUGCCGAUGGUAUGGCAUAUAUCGAAAGAAUGAACUACAUCCACCGAGAUCUUCGAGCGGCUAACAUCCUCGUAGGAGAUAACCUUAUUUGUAAAAUAGCAGAUUUUGGAUUAGCCAGGCUAAUUGAGGAUGAUGAAUACACUGCAAGGCAAGGAGCCAAAUUUCCAAUCAAGUGGACAGCUCCUGAGGCGGCAUUAUAUGGUCGUUUCACAAUUAAAUCUGAUGGUUGGUCAUUCGGAGUUCUGCUAACAGAACUUGUAACAAAGGGUAGAGUGCCAUAUCCAGGGAUGGUAAAUCGGGAAGUCUUGGAAAAGGUAGCAAAGGGAUACAGAAUGCCAUGUCCUCAGGGCUGCCCAGAAUCUCUCCAUCAGCUGAUGAACCUUUGUUGGAAGAAGGAGCCUGAGGAAAGGCCAACAUUUGAAUAUAUUCAGUCCUUCUUAGAAAACUACUUUAUUACUACAGAACCACAAUACCAGCCAUCUGACAAUAUAUAA
This is a messenger RNA of Gracilinanus agilis (Agile Gracile Mouse Opossum), 1593 nucleotides long. Its product is annotated as tyrosine-protein kinase Yes-like. Gene Ontology annotation, cellular component: extrinsic component of cytoplasmic side of plasma membrane. The transcript has a single exon. Lineage: Eukaryota; Metazoa; Chordata; Mammalia; Didelphimorphia; Didelphidae. The record is from RefSeq and is a predicted model, not a curated record. Gene Ontology annotation, molecular function: signaling receptor binding; ATP binding; non-membrane spanning protein tyrosine kinase activity. The coding region runs from base 1 to 1593 and encodes 530 amino acids. Gene Ontology annotation, biological process: protein phosphorylation; innate immune response; cell differentiation.